CGCGGGCAUGGGAGGCGCUGCCUGGCUCUGGGCGCUGCGCGCCGCCCGCCUCCUGCCCGGCGGCGGGAGGGUCUCGGCUCCGGCGGCGCGGCGGGGCCGCCUGGGCUGCACGCCCGCCGCUUGCGCCGCUCCGUCCGCCGGCUCCGCGUCCUCAAGCUCUGGGGAUGAGGCUCUGAGGGACAGACGUGCGCGGAUCCUGUCGCGAGGGCUGCCGAAGCAGAAGCCCAUAGAAGGGGUUAAGCAGGUGGUGGUUGUGGCUUCUGGAAAAGGGGGAGUUGGAAAAUCAACAACAGCAGUAAAUAUAGCCCUCGCCCUAGCAGCAAAUGAUUCGGCGAAAGAAGUUGGUUUGCUUGAUGCAGACAUAUACGGACCUUCAAUUCCAAAGAUGAUGAACUUAAAAGGAAACCCAGAAUUAACACCAAAAAAUCUAAUGAGGCCCCUUAAGAACUAUGGAAUCGCAUGCAUGUCUAUGGGUUUCUUGAUAGAAGAGACUGCCCCAGUUGUGUGGAGAGGGCUCAUGGUAAUGUCAGCUGUUGAAAAAUUGUUGAGACAGGUUGACUGGGGUCAACUGGACUAUUUAGUGAUUGACAUGCCACCUGGGACUGGAGAUGUACAGCUGUCAGUAUCACAGAAUAUUCCAAUUGCAGGAGCUGUGAUUGUCUCCACUCCACAAGAUGUGGCUUUAUUGGAUGCACACAAAGGAGCUGAAAUGUUCAGAAAAGUCCAUGUACCUGUUUUAGGACUAGUUCAAAAUAUGAGUGUUUUCCAGUGUCCCAAAUGUAAGCAUGAGACACAUAUUUUUGGAACUGAUGGCGUAAAAGAUCUGGCAAAAACUCUUGGAUUGGAUAUUUUGGGAGACGUUCCACUGCACAUCAAUAUACGGGAGACGUGUGAUUCAGGACAGCCUGUUGUGAUCUCUCAGCCUCAAAGUGAUGCUGCUAAAGCCUAUCAUAAGAUAGCUAUGGAAAUAUUAAGAAGACUACCAGUACCUCCUGCUUGAAGAAUUUGCCACUGAAAUUUAGCAAAAAAGUGAUCUUUGAUGCUGCAGUGCAGAAGAGUCCUGUUACCUAAAUACAUGGAGGCCCUAUGUUAGUUCUGAGAACUUCUUUAGGAAUUAAUUUACCAGAGGUUAAAUUAUGAUUGUGAUAAUUACUGUUUUUCACAUUGUUGUUUGGCCAUGUCCAAAAGGAUUUAAGUAUGCAAAUGAUGAUAGACAGUAUUAACUGCUCAAUUGUAACAUCAUCAAGCAAGAAGGGAAGAAGUCUAUUUUUUCCAUGUGCCCUAUUUUAAAGUCAAGAAUUAAAAACAGCCUCUCGUGCAAGGAGAACGAUGGUAUGCCAAGACAUAAAUUUAUUUUUUUAAGCAGGAUUUUGAAUACUCUAAUUUCCUUAAGUUUUUGUUCAGAUUUUUACAUGGUUGGCUAUCAAACUGACCUUAAGUUCUGCAAGAUUUUAAGAAGCAAAAUCAGUUCUGUAACUGCUGUACUUUUCUGUGUUCAUCUUGAAAGAAGAUUAAAAAAAUCCACGUAUACUCUGAAGAGUUCUUGUGAUGGAUGAUGAACAAAUUCAUUCAUUAUUGGAUAAAGUUCGAUUGUGAGGCAAUUCAAAUUCAGUGGAGAAUGGAUUACGUGACCCUGAGGCUUAUUUCUCUACUGUUUUACAUUAUAAUGAACCCAGACAGAAGACAAAGUGGCAGAGGUCUUCACUGAAAACCAGAUGUUUAUCCUGAGCUCAGUUUGCCACUUUGCCACAGAAUGCAAAUGAUCAAGAUAAAUUAAAUUUAUGAUUGCAUAUUCCUACUACAGUGCAGCAACUUGGAUUUUGAAUAUAAAGAUGUAUUUUUGAAGUAAAGAAAUAUUUGGUCUUCAAACUG
This is a messenger RNA of Zonotrichia leucophrys gambelii, 1872 nucleotides long. RefSeq names its product NUBP iron-sulfur cluster assembly factor, mitochondrial (gene NUBPL). NCBI's taxonomy places the organism in Eukaryota, Metazoa, Chordata, Aves, Passeriformes, Passerellidae. Gene Ontology annotation, biological process: mitochondrial respiratory chain complex I assembly; iron-sulfur cluster assembly. Gene Ontology annotation, cellular component: mitochondrion. The record is from RefSeq and is a predicted model, not a curated record. Bases 8 to 1000 code for a protein of 330 amino acids. Gene Ontology annotation, molecular function: 4 iron, 4 sulfur cluster binding; ATP-dependent FeS chaperone activity; ATP binding. The transcript is spliced from 11 exons.